CCAGCACGGCUAGGGUGUAAGGGCGCCCCCGCAUGGUGGGGGAUGGGAGUACCUCUACUGGUGCAAGACCAUGUAAUAUUCAUGGGAAAUUGAAACCCACACUGUACAUUUUAAUUAAUGCGUUUCGUAGAAUUAAACCAUUAGAACCAUGUAGAACAUGAUCCCAUAUUCUAUAAAUAGAAAACUACCUCUGAGCACCUUCAGCAAUAUUACCAGCUACUAAUCUUACAACACCUAUAGAGGGCUAAUGCUGGGUAACUUAUUAACAAUGUAAUUACUUAUGUCAGUGUUACGUCUGAGUUGUCAGAAUUCAUUAAUAAGGGUACCCUUCACAUAGCAAAUGAUUAAAUAAAUAUCAGUUAAUGUACAAAUCUGCACCACAGGGUUGGCAGACGUUAGGGUUGAUCCACACUGCUGACAGCGUCCUUGUCCUCAAAGAGAUCACCUGUGUAUUUGAUGUGACAGCGGUUUUUCCAGCUCCAGAUACAGAUGCAGUCUUGCAUCACCCACGGUUAUUGUAUCUUGCACACUAGUCACAGCGGUGGCCUGAUUCAGGAGCAGAUGCCUCUCGGCUGGAGUAGGAUUGACUGUGAUUCAGGCCUUUUGAAGGUGUCUGUGCCUCAGCGAAGGCAAUGCUGUGACUCUCCGUCUCCCUGUGCUCCUCUCCGUCUCCCUCCGCUCAUCUCUGUCUCCCUGCGCUCCUCUCCGUCUCCCUGUGCUCCUCUCCGUCUCCCUCCGCUCUUCUCUGUCUCCCUGCGCUCCUCUCCGUCUCCCUGCGCUCCUCUCCGUUUCCCUGUGCUCCUCUCCUGCCAGCACACCCUCUUCACUGCCAUCCACAAGCACUACAGCCUGGAGGAGUGGAAGACGUUUGCAGCGGAAUCUCCAGAAUGUUUAGAGCACGUGGCUGCCAGCUCAGGCAGCAGUCAGGCAGAUCUGGAGAAACUGUACAAAAUCCUGGAAGAGAUCCCCCUCGUCAAGUACAUCUGCCUGGACGUGGCCAACGGCUACUCAGAGUACUUUGUAGAGUGUGUCAGGGGUGUCCGAGCUAAGUUCCCCAACCACACCAUCAUGGCUGGGAACGUGGUGACCGGGGAGAUGGUGGAGGAGCUCAUUUUAACCGGAGCUGACAUCAUCAAAGUGGGCAUCGGGCCGGGUUCCGUGUGCACGACGCGCAUGAAGACAGGCGUGGGGUACCCCCAGCUCAGUGCUGUCAUCGAGUGUGCAGACUCCGCCCAUGGGCUCAAGGGACACAUCAUAUCGGAUGGGGGCUGCAGCUGUCCGGGCGACAUAGCCAAAGCAUUCGGCGCCGGGGCAGAUUUCGUGAUGCUGGGGGGGAUGCUGGCCGGUCACGACCAGUGUGCGGGCGACAUCGCCGAGAAGAAUGGCAAGAAGGUGAAGCUGUUCUACGGCAUGAGCUCGGACACGGCCAUGAAAAAAUACGUGGGGGCAGUGGCGGAGUACAGGGCCUCGGAGGGAAAAACGGUGGAGGUGCCCUACAGAGGGGAUGUGGAGAACACUAUCCGGGACGUCCUAGGGGGGCUGCGCUCCACCUGCACCUAUGUGGGGGCCAUCAAGCUGAAAGAGCUAAGCCGCAGGACAACCUUCAUUAGGGUCACCCAGCAGUCCAGCACCAUGUUCUCCUAGCGCCCCCCCCUAACAGACUGGCCCGGCAGACCUUCUGGGUCGGUGCUGCCUCCACCCUGGGGUAUUCUGGGCCGGCUCCUGGUAACAGUGGCACGGAAAGGACUCAACACAUGAACCUUCCAGGGCCAUGCAUAUUUCUAUGAGUAUUAUUAGAUGUUCUUAUCGUUUAUUAAUGUUUAAAGCUGCUAGAGGCAUUCUGAACGUCCUCAUUUAUGUGAUAUAAGAAGCUCUGUCAGAACGGGAGUAAAUAAACAGGUCUUCUGCCCUC
This is a messenger RNA of Brienomyrus brachyistius, 1912 nucleotides long. RefSeq names its product GMP reductase 1-like. Gene Ontology annotation, cellular component: GMP reductase complex. Lineage: Eukaryota; Metazoa; Chordata; Actinopteri; Osteoglossiformes; Mormyridae. The transcript has 8 exons. The record is from RefSeq and is a predicted model, not a curated record. Gene Ontology annotation, biological process: nucleotide metabolic process. The coding region runs from base 490 to 1644 and encodes 384 amino acids. Gene Ontology annotation, molecular function: GMP reductase activity.